UAAUCAUCCGUUAGUAAGUGAUAACUCAGUUCUCAGUUUGGCUAGGGCUUGCAUUGAUCGCAAAGAUUCUCUGAUAUGUACAGAGACAUAAGCUAGAAGCUGGUAACAUACUUAGUUGAAAAAGAUUGGAAUCUUGUUCUUGACCGUAUGACGUAAUCGAAAUCGUAUAUCAGUCUGCUUUGACUUUAUUUUUUAAAGUUAUUGUUAACUUGUUAAGAAGAUUUUGUAUUGUUUUGGUUAAGAAUGACAUAGUAGUAUGAGAGAUUUCUCUAAAUUUUUGAUAAAAAAUUUAUUUUUUAGUUUUAGUAAAGCCAAUACAUAUAGAAAAAUGUCAACUUACCGCAAAGCAUUCGUUCGACAUCUAGAAGCAGAAGAUACAUUGAAAAUUAAUUUCUCUUUUGGAACAGCAGAAUUCACAGAAAAAAAUUUCGGAUUCGUUCGUUCAAAGAAUGAAAAACUGGAAACUACUUUAGCUCGAAUGCAAUUAAAAAUAUUAGAUGCCAUGACUAAAAAAUUAUCCAAAAAGAAAAAACGCGCUGUCACUGAUGACAAUGAAACAAACAGUUUACCAAAUAUUACCAUUGAACUAUUUAAUAAAGAGGAUUUAGUAAGCAAUUCUGAAAAUUGUUUUAAUGCGUGGACCUUAUCUACGGAGUUAAAAAUCAAUGAAGUAGUGUACCAAAUAAUACAAAACCCGCCCACAGUUCUUCAAAUAAGUUUACCAAGAAGCGUAAUGGCUGGAUUUCCGAUCUAUCCAAAAAUUGGCCUAGAAUUCUGUUCCAAAGAACACUGCCAAUUUAACUGGUUCAGAUCUAUAUCUAAAAACAGCAUUGAAACCUGUUACCAAGAUGAUAUAGUUAAAAUCAAGGGUGAAAGUUGGCUACCUAUAUGUCAAAGCUUCAUUUAUGUCAUUCAAAAGAGCGAUAUCGGUUGUAGGUUAAAAUUAACUUGCCUUCCAAAAUGUGAGGAUAAGACUGGAGUGGAAGAAUCUGCAAUAUCACCUGAUAUUGUGCAACCUGGUCCUAAAAGAUGUCCAUUUGAGGACCGUCAUGAAUAUACAAAGGAAGUAACUAAAACUGGAAGUUUGAGAUGUGUAUCAUAUAAUAUACUGGCUGAUUUAUAUGCAGAUACAGAUACUGCUCGUAAUGACCUUUUUCCCUACUGCCCCAUUGAUGCAUUGAUGGUUGAUUACAGAAAACAGUUAUAUUUGAAGGAAAUAAUUGGUUAUAAUGGAGAUAUAAUUUGUUUGCAAGAAGUUGAUCGUAAAAUAUUUUCUGAUGAUCUGCUUCCGGUUUUGUCCACAACUGGAUUGGAAGGGCUGUAUAAUGAGAAAGGUGGAAGAGUUGUUGAAGGACUCGCUUGUUUUUACAGAGCUUCCAAGUUUAAACUUAUUGAAUCACACUCAAUUAUCUUAAGUGAAGCUUUCCCAACAGAACCAGUAUUGCAGAAAAUGUAUUCUAAAAUUAAUGAAAAUGAAAAACUAAAGCAGAAAAUAAUGAGCAGAACUACUGCUUUACAGGUGAUUCUUUUAGAGAGUACUGAUGUACCCAAGAAGAGAGUUCUUGUAGGAAAUACUCACCUAUACUUCCAUCCUAAAUCAGACAACAUUCGUCUCAUUCAAGGAUCAUCUUGUAUUUUAUAUUUAGAAAGUUUACUUCUUAAAUACAGACAGCAAGACCCAUCACAUACAACAGGACUUAUAUUUAGUGGAGAUUUCAACAGUUCUCCAGAUUGUGGAAUCUACCAAUUAAUUACUUCAAGACAUCUAAAAAAUACAUUCAAAGACUGGAACAGUAACCCAGAGGAAUUUGUGCCAGGCUUGGCUUUGGAACAUUCAUUAUCUAUGGCAAGUGCUUGUGGCAUACCAGAUUACACCAAUUAUACAGAAGGAUUUGUUGGGUGUCUAGAUUACAUCUAUUAUGAUGCAUCAACUUUUAAGGUGUGUGACGUGGUGCCUUUUCCUAAGCAUGAGCAAGUCAUUAAAAACAGAGCAAUACCAAGUAUAGAAUUUCCUUCAGACCAUUUAGCAUUAAUAAGUACAUUAGAAUGGAAAUAGGCUAGUAUUUAUUUUAUAUGAAUAAAUUUAUUGUCAUA
Molecule: messenger RNA, 2094 nt
Organism: Parasteatoda tepidariorum (common house spider)
Lineage: Eukaryota; Metazoa; Arthropoda; Arachnida; Araneae; Theridiidae
Product: 2',5'-phosphodiesterase 12
Biological process (GO): nuclear-transcribed mRNA catabolic process, deadenylation-dependent decay
Cellular component (GO): mitochondrion
Molecular function (GO): 3'-5'-RNA exonuclease activity
Source: RefSeq, a predicted model, not a curated record